Molecule: messenger RNA, 1278 nt
Organism: Puma concolor (puma)
Lineage: Eukaryota; Metazoa; Chordata; Mammalia; Carnivora; Felidae
Source: RefSeq, a predicted model, not a curated record
AUGAAGAAGCGGUAUGUGGUGCUGGCCCUGCUGGCCGUGGUCCUAGUGAUCUUCAUCAUCAUCCUGUGCCUUUGCCUGCUCUUGACCUCCAAGCCACAGAGCCACGUCUACCCCAGGGCAGCUGUGGCCACAGAUGCCAAGUAUUGCUCAGAGAUCGGGAGGGACAUGCUGAGGGACGGUGGCUCGGCGGUGGAUGCUGCCAUUGCGGCCCUGCUGUGUGUGGGGCUCAUGAACGCCCACAGCAUGGGCAUCGGGGGCGGCCUGUUCCUCACCAUCUACAACAGCACCACGCGAAAAGUUGAGAUCAUCAACGCCCGUGAGGUGGCCCCUGGGCUGGCCUCCGAAGGCAUGUUCAACAGCCCGGAGCAGUCACAGAAAGGGGGGCUGUCGGUGGCAGUUCCCGGUGAGAUCCGAGGCUAUGAGUUGGCCCACCAGCGGCAUGGGCGGCUGCCCUGGGCUCACCUCUUUCAGCCCAGCAUCCAGCUGGCCCGCCAGGGCUUCCCUGUGGGGAAGGGCUUGGCGGCAGCCCUGGAGAAAGACAGGGCUGUCAUCGAGGAACAGCCUGCACUGUGUGAGGUGUUCUGCCGGGAUGGGAAGGUGCUGCGGGAGGGGGACAGACUGACCAUGCCGCAGCUGGCCAACACGUACGAGACGCUGGCCUUGGAGGGAGCCCAGGCCUUCUACAACGGGAGCCUCACAGCCCAGAUUGUCAAGGACAUCCAGGAGGCUGGGGGCAUUAUGACCACCGAGGACCUGAACAACUACCGUGCUGAGCUGAUAGAGCAGCCACUGAACAUCAGCCUCGGGGACGCCCAGCUCUACGUGCCCAGUGCCCCACUCAGUGGGCCGGUGCUGGCUCUCAUCCUCAACAUCCUCAAGGGGUACAACUUCUCCCCAGCGAGUGUGGAGACACCCGAACAGAAGGGUCUCACCUACCACCGCAUCGUGGAGGCCUUCCGGUUUGCCUAUGCCAAGAGGACCCUGCUUGGGGACCCCAAGUUUGUCAAUAUGAUGGAGGCCAUCAUCCAUAGCCUGUGGUUUGGCUACGAUGUGAAGCGGGCAGUAGAGGAGCCCCGACUGCACAACCAGCUUCUGCCUAACACCACGACCCUGGAGAAAGACACUGACCAGGCAGUGGUUGCAGCCCUGAAGACCCGGCACCACCACGCUGAGGUCACUUCCAACUUCAUCGCUGUGGUACAGGCCAUUGUCCACACGGCUGGUGGCUGGGCAGCUGCCUCAGAUUCCAGGAAAGGCGGGGAGCCUGCUGGCUACUGA